Messenger RNA from Hyposmocoma kahamanoa, 498 nucleotides. RefSeq lists its product as uncharacterized. The coding region runs from base 1 to 498 and encodes 165 amino acids. The transcript is spliced from 4 exons. The record is from RefSeq and is a predicted model, not a curated record. Lineage: Eukaryota; Metazoa; Arthropoda; Insecta; Lepidoptera; Cosmopterigidae.
AUGCUUCAACUUAUAAACCAUGCGAGCUUUUCACGUGAGUACCAACCUGCACAUUUGUUCAUACAUCACUACAUCAUACAAUAUUUAAUAACAAUCGAAUCCGUUUCCCACGUACGAACAAAGAACAGCAAGUUCAUUGCAUUAACUACAGCGCUAAUUUGGCUGCCGGUGGCUGUCACUGAAGAGCAACACAUAGUUUCACUUAACCGCAUCUUAAAACGUUUUAAGUAUAAAUUUUCUACAGAUUUCAAUGAAAUUGCUAAUUUCGAAAUUGAGGCUAAAUUUAUCUGCACACCUAACGACUACAGUGACUCAUUUAAAUGGAACUUUGAUUCAGCUAUGCGAUUAAUAAUAUCAUUACACGAAAGCAAAUCUUUUAGACCUUUGCUCAAGGCAUUCCAACGCAUGUUGAAAGUCAAUGGGCUAUUGAAAAAUAAUGAUCCCUUUGAUGAUCUCAAGGUGAAAAUCCAUUAUUUUUGCUUUUGCAAUGAGAUUUAA